AUGAACGACUUCCCAGGCGCUCUGCCCAGCAGCGAGCGAUCAAGCAAAGUUGCGCUAUACGCCAUCCUGAUUUACAAGCACGAUGUAUCCAAGCCAGUGUUCCUCUCUGCGGCAGUGGACCUGUCGUCCUUCCCCUUCUUUCACCGCUCUUCCCUGAAGGAGCACAUAUUUUUCCACUCCAGGUUGGUAUGUAGCAGGACCCCCAAAGGGAACAGAGAAGUCAUUGAACUGGAAUCAGGAAUAGGACACAUGCACGUUUACACAAAUAAGGAUACGAAUGUGAGCGUACUAGUCCUGUCGACAAAGACAUACCCCCUACGAAUAGCAUUUGGACUUAUUGACACUGCGCAUAGACUCUUCCAACAAAAGUGUAGGGGUAAAUAUGAGCACGUAACGCAGGAUUUAAUGGAGGGGGCUUUAUUCACUAGCGACUUGCUAGACCUUUUAAAGAAAUACCAAAAUCCAUCUGAGGCGGAUAAAUUAUCGAGGGUACAAAAAGACCUAGAUGAAGUGAAGGACGUCAUGUUGAAAAACAUCGACGAUCUGUUACAGCGGGGGGAGAAGCUGGAUGACCUCAUGAAGAAGAGUCAGGACUUGUCCAAUUCGUCCUAUCAGUUCUACAGGCAAGCUAAGAAGAACAACCAAUGCUGCAAGCUAUACUGA
Plasmodium coatneyi is the source of this 663-nucleotide messenger RNA. Its product is annotated as Synaptobrevin like YKT6. Gene Ontology annotation, molecular function: SNAP receptor activity. The record is from RefSeq and is a predicted model, not a curated record. The transcript has 2 exons. Bases 1 to 663 code for a protein of 220 amino acids. Gene Ontology annotation, biological process: endoplasmic reticulum to Golgi vesicle-mediated transport. NCBI's taxonomy places the organism in Eukaryota, Apicomplexa, Aconoidasida, Haemosporida, Plasmodiidae. Gene Ontology annotation, cellular component: Golgi apparatus; membrane.